CAUUGAGAAAGGAAAACACACGGAUUCAGAGUUGAGUAAUUUCUCAAAAUUUUUAUUAAUUAGUGUAGUGAAAACAGUACAAUUGCGAGUGCUUCCCAGUGAACAAGGUGGAAAUUUUCAAAAUUUGACUUUGUCCCGUGCCUUCAACGUCGGGAAAUGAGCAACAAUUCGGCAUUGUGAACAGUGACACCCUUUGUCUGCUUGCAGAGGCUAUGAUCAAGACUGUCCCAGUGAUCUAGAGCAGCAAUAUGACCGCCUGUGCGUGCAGCGAGAGAUCGAAGAAGGUGUGGAUCUUCGGCUGCGGCUCCUUCUUCCUCCUCGCGGGAAUGAUCCUGGCCGUGGUGUGGAGCGCAGUGUCCGUCAGCAUUCUCCACAACCAACUCGUCCUGAAGAAUGGCUCGCAGACGUACAACAACUGGAUAGAGACGCCAAUUCCCAUGUACUUGGAGUUCUACAUGUUCAACUGGACGAACCCCGACAAGAUACACAAUUGGGAGACGGAGAAGCCGCACUUCGUGGAAAUGGGCCCGUAUGUGUUCACGGAGAAGCGCAAGAGGGUGAAUAUUGUGUGGAACAACAAUGGCACGGUUUCCUUCAAUCAGAGCCGCGAGUGGCACUUCGUCCCUGAAAUGUCCAAUGGCACUUUGGAUGAUAAGGUGACGAACCUCAACUUGAUUCCCACCACGAUCGCGUACACGCUGCGCCAUCAGUCCGUUGUGGUGAAGAUGAUUGUGAACUUCCUGUUCAAGGAGAAGGGCGCGCGCAUGACCAUCACGCGGACGGUGCGCGAGCUGCUCUUCGACGGCUAUGACGAUCCCAUCCUGGACUUUGUCCGCAAACUCAACAUAUCAGGCUUCGUGAUCCCCUUCAAGAAGGUCGGGUGGUUCGUGGAGCGCAACCAGAGCGCCACGCACGAUGGCCACUUCAGCAUCUUCACCGGCGACGACGACAUGGCCAAGCUGGGCGUCAUGGAGCACUGGAACUACGUCAACCACACGCAAUACUACAGGGACCAAUGCGGCGCCGUGACAGGGACGACCGGCGAGAUCUGGCCGCCGCUGCCUGCGGAUCAGUCUGAAGUGGACAUCGCCAUGUUCACGCCGGACAUUUGCCGAACGAUCACGCUCAAGUACGAUCGCCCGGUGGAGAAGCUGGGCCUGAGCGGGAAUCGAUGGGUGGCAGAUGAGCGAGUGCUGGACAAUGGCUGGAAAUAUCCGCCGGCCGCGUGCUACUGCACGGCCGAUCCGUCAGCCUGUCCGGACCUGCUGCCGGGUGUCCUGAACGUGUCGUCGUGCCAAUUCGGCGCUCCAGCCUUCAUGUCCUUCCCACACUUCUACCUCGCGGAUUCGAGCUACAGCGACGCUAUCGCCGGCCUGAAUGCCUCACGGGAGGAGCACGAGUUCUACAUGGCGCUGCAGCCACAGACAGGCAUUCCGCUGGACAUUCGAGGGCAGCUGCAGCUGAACCUCAUGAUGACGCCGGACGAGCACUUCUCCAUCUUCGAGAAAGUCCCCAAAAUCUUCAUCCCAAUGCUGUGGUUCAGACAAACGGCCAAUCUGACGGAGGACCUCGCGAAGUCCGCCUGGUGGGCCGUCAACUUAUCGGAUUUCGGCCUUUAUCUUGCCUUUGGCAUUGUGGGACUCGGCGGAGUGCUCGUGAUUGUGGGAAUUGUGCUCACCAUCACGAAGAAGUGGACUUGCGCGCCCACCAAUGAAGACGAGGAGCCUCUUCAGUAGCCAACAAGAGUGCUAAUUGAGCCAUCACGAGCGGAAUGUGUGGAUUUCGGAUGAAGCUUGGACGAGAGUAACAACUGUGAUAAAUCUGCUAUAUCUUAACCAAAAUCAUCAAGUGCAAAUCCACCAAUCUAUCGCGGACGAAGACAAAGAAAAAUCUGCCUUAUCGUGAAAAUUUGUUAAAAUCGAUGUGUUAUAAUUCCUUAUUUACUCUUGCUUUCAAAACAGAUUUUGUAUUAUUAUUAUUGAUGGGGAAGAGAAAAAUCAAAUGAUUCUUUUGUACUGAGAAGAACAGAAACGGAUAAAUAAAAAGACCGUUAAUUUUUAGGGAAA
Phlebotomus argentipes is the source of this 2066-nucleotide messenger RNA. RefSeq names its product protein croquemort-like. The record is from RefSeq and is a predicted model, not a curated record. The transcript has 4 exons. NCBI's taxonomy places the organism in Eukaryota, Metazoa, Arthropoda, Insecta, Diptera, Psychodidae. The coding region runs from base 249 to 1736 and encodes 495 amino acids. Gene Ontology annotation, molecular function: scavenger receptor activity. Gene Ontology annotation, cellular component: membrane; cytoplasm.